This is a messenger RNA of Pangasianodon hypophthalmus (striped catfish), 2726 nucleotides long. RefSeq names its product zinc finger protein 16 like (gene znf16l). NCBI's taxonomy places the organism in Eukaryota, Metazoa, Chordata, Actinopteri, Siluriformes, Pangasiidae. Gene Ontology annotation, biological process: regulation of transcription by RNA polymerase II. The coding region runs from base 106 to 1614 and encodes 502 amino acids. The transcript is spliced from 3 exons. The record is from RefSeq and is a predicted model, not a curated record. Gene Ontology annotation, molecular function: RNA polymerase II cis-regulatory region sequence-specific DNA binding; DNA-binding transcription factor activity.
CAGAGGGCGCUGUUAGUAAAGUUACGUCAUAACGCAAGCGGAAGUUGUCAAAACUCUACGGUGUUGGAGCAUCGAACGUUCAAAACAGUGCAUUAUUUUGACGCUAUGAGCCGUAAAAGAAAUCACAGUCUGAUUGAAACGGGGCAGCUGGCUGAGUCUCAGGCCGCGCUGAUGGACAGCACAGGGCCCUCUGGCCGAGCGGAGGAGAGCUUCUGCGAGCUGGAGCUCGAUGAGGAGCUGGUGUGUUCAGUCAGUGAGAUCACCGAGCACCUCGGCAGGAACAUCACCGUGGCGCUGGAGGAGGCCCUGUCCGAAAUCCGCAAAGUAGUGAGCGCACGAACCAGGCUCCUGAAAAUGGAGCUGAGGGAGAAGACAGAUGAGAUCGAGCUGCUCAGAGCCCGGCUGGAGUGUGUGGCCAGCGAACCGGCCAGGAAAGCCGACUUCCUCCAGGCGCCACAGAAGAGCAGCAGCACGGAGCCAAAGAAAGCCAAAGCGGCCGCUCCUGCUGUCAAAAAGGAGAACAUCGACGCCAUCUGCGACUAUCUGAUGAAGGACAAGAACUCUCGCGGAGGAGCUGAGGUGGAGAGCGAGCGGCAGCACCAGGCCUCACUCAGCCCCUGGACCGAGAGCGAGGACAUCUUCAGCAUGUUGCCCUCCGCCAGCAAGAGACUCUACGAUUAUGAGUGGAUGUCUGGAGUGGAGCUCAACUCCACCUCUGACUAUAAAGGUGAAUCGGAGUCCAAGUGUGAGAAUGCUAUAGCUGCAAGAGCGACAGCUGAAGAAGAGUCUGAAGAAGGGAGAGGGAUGGGGCCGGUCUCGGAUGAUUCCUCUGCUCCGUUUGCUCUGGAUGCUCACGGCUCGCCAGAGGACGAGAACAGCAGCCCAGUGGAGGACAGCAUUGACCGAUUAGAUCCAGACCAGCACUUCUCUGCCCCUACCUUCAUCUGCCCCUUCUGUGGAACCCUCUGCCCAGACUCGUCGUUCCUGGAGGAGCACAUGAAGCUGAUGCACCGAGAUGAGAGCGCUCAGGCUGCUCAGUCUGGCUCGUCUUCCAGCGGUGGGCAGGGCAGCGAGGGAGAGGUGUGGCGGAAGGCAAGCUCUAGUGACUCCCAAGCUCGUGAGAAGAAGGUGGAAGGUGGCUACGAGUGCGGAGACUGCGGCCGCCGCUUCAACUACCUGGGCAACCUGCGGCAGCAUCGGCGCAUCCACACAGGCGAAAAGCCGUUUGUGUGCUCUGAAUGUGGUGAGAGAUUCCGGCACGCCGCUCGCCUCAAGAGCCACCGGCUCAGCCACAGCGGCGCGCAGAGCCCCUUCCCAUGCCCGCAGUGUGGUAAGGGCUUCCCCGUGCUCUCCGGUCUUAAACGACAUCAGCGUGUGCAUACAGGCGAAAGCCCCUACGCGUGCCCCCAGUGCGGUCGGCGUUUCAAAGAGCUCGGCAACCUGUACACACACAUGCGCAUUCACAGUGGCGCCACACCCUAUACAUGCUACCAGUGUGGUCGAAGCUUCCGACAUUUAGGGACUUACAAAAGCCAUCGCUGCACCCCCAUUACACAGGUACCCAGUGCACACGGUCCAGCGUGGCCUCAAGAGGACAAAGUCCAAACUGGAUAAAUAGAAUUCUGCUAGCUUUGUUAAGUAAGGCACUGUAGUGCUACGUUUCUUCUUCAGCAGAUGUUUGAGGAAUGUCUAACCUCAGUUGCGAGGAUGCUAAAUGCUAAAUGUUAUGGACAGAGAUAGGACACUUAAAAAAGGAAAGAAAGACGUGGCCCAUUUCUGCAAUCUCAUUUCGGGUUCAGGUAUGCUGAAACCUUCAGUAGGACAGAUAAUAUAAAGAAUCUGAUUAGAUCAGGUCCUAAAUCGGAUGUUAAUGUAGAGCAGAUGGGUUUGAUGUGAAGGAGGAGACAACUUGAAGUGAGGAGAAAUUAGCACAUGCUGCUUUAACCCAGGUUUGUUUAGGAAAAAAGACAUACAGCAUUAAAAUAUUCUCACAUUUAAUAUGGACUGUGUUUCCAAAACAGUGAGCAUGCAUGUUGAUUUGUGAGAGUAAUAGUACUACACAGCUGUUGAAAAUCUUUUUAAAAUGUUUUUUUUUUUUUUUUUUUUUUUUUUUUUUUUUUUUUUUUUUUUUUUUUUUUUUGUAAGAGCAGUUAUUUUAGUUCACAACAAGCUUCGGUUUUGCAAUCAGCCUGAGUUUAUAUGCAUCUGAGCCUUUUGUGUUUUAGAUAUCCUUGUGGUAAGAGCAAUGCUGCUGUUGCCCUCUGGAUGAUGUGUUACUGUAUCGACUGCUUCAGUAGUUGUAUAGGGAAUAUCCUGAACUUUUCUAUUUGUGUUCUAGUUUACUACUUUAUCAUGUAAUUGACACUAUUAACACACUGUUUAUUUGGAUUUAUUUAAGUAUGUCCACUCUUUUAAUAUCUAAGCAAAGUCUAUAAUGUGCAAAAACUACGGAACGCAAAACAAAAACAUUCUUUUUCAGAAAUAUAAAGACUGUUGUGUAGGUAUUUUACAUGGUAAGAUGAAAGUCAGAGAUUAAGUUGUGAUGUCAGUUGCAUCAUAGGACUUUUAUUGAAAAUUAUACCCAGUGUAAAAAAAAAAAAAAAAAUUGUAUGACUGUUAGAUAAGGUGAUACAAACUGUCCGUGAUCAAAUACCAUUGGACUGGUCUUUACCAGUUACUGCCAACGUAGUUGUACCCCUAAUUAAUAAACAUUAUAUGAUCUGAAA